CUCCCUCAGACUACUUUCACCCCAUUGACAUUCCUACAUAUGCCGUUCCUCGAACUCGGUGAGGAUGUGCUUCUCCAGCUAUUCGCGUUGGUUCCUGUUGGGGAUAUUCUGUCUAUCCGGCAGGUUUGCACCACACUGAAUCGGUUGACGCGCCUGAGAUCAGUUUGGCUGAAUCAACUAGGGUGGCUAUUCCUCCAGGGGGUUCGGAUUCCACCUUACAUUGGAGAUUAUCUCGCUUUAGAUGUGGCAGACUUGGAGUCUCUCGUGCGACGGCUGUCGUAUGCCUCAGAAAAAUGGGCUCUUACCGGGACUCCAUCGCCGUCUCGAAUAUGGCCCAUUUACCUUCCUCAGUCGAUUACCUGGCUUCAUCUCACUCAAGGAAGGUGGCUAUUUGUCGCCUCUUCGGACGAUAAAGUCAGCAAGCUGAGCUGCUGGGAUAUUUUCCGCAUAUUUAGCGGGAAUACGGAACCCAUAGCUGAGGGCUACUUACCCGACAAGGUCAAGACGGGCAAGGUUGAGGUUCAAGACUGCGAUAUAAUUCUCGCUCUUGGACUGGGUCCGCGAAUCAACUCCACAUGUAUUGUUACGCUACGCAAGGCCCAUGAAGACUAUUCCCUUGUCGAAAUUGCUUGUCUACCGCAUUCAACUCACGUUCUCAUGCUAUCGGGUUCCUUCGUUGGCUGCGCCAUUCGCCAACAGAGUAAUAUUCCGCAUCUGAUCAAGUGGAGGGAGGGACGAGUUGUGGAAAUUCCACCACCGCCAGGUGGUUUCGAAGCUCCCGGUCGCCGAAGCGUACCCCAUCUAAUGGCAUUUUGGGGCGACAAACUCGUCGUUAUUCGCAGCACAACCUUAGAAACAUACGAUUUCUCAUCCGCAUCAGGAAAACUAAAUCUGUCUGGCACACCUGGUACCAGGUCUUCCAGGUCUUCCAGAUCCCCCAGAGCACCUCUGGCACCAGAGAACAUGCCUAAAUCCAGAGACUGCCAGACAAAAUCUCUGGUACCAGACACCCCAGAGCAACUACCAGACAGUUCCACAGAAUCAUGUCAUUUCUCAGAGCAAUGA
Mycena indigotica is the source of this 1065-nucleotide messenger RNA. Its product is annotated as F-box domain-containing protein. The transcript is spliced from 5 exons. NCBI's taxonomy places the organism in Eukaryota, Fungi, Basidiomycota, Agaricomycetes, Agaricales, Mycenaceae. Gene Ontology annotation, molecular function: protein binding. The coding region runs from base 40 to 1065 and encodes 341 amino acids. The record is from RefSeq and is a predicted model, not a curated record.